Messenger RNA from Cyanidioschyzon merolae strain 10D, 867 nucleotides. RefSeq lists its product with no specific name. Gene Ontology annotation, biological process: RNA (guanine-N7)-methylation; tRNA methylation. Gene Ontology annotation, cellular component: tRNA methyltransferase complex. The transcript has a single exon. The coding region runs from base 1 to 867 and encodes 288 amino acids. The record is from RefSeq and is a predicted model, not a curated record. Gene Ontology annotation, molecular function: tRNA (guanine(46)-N7)-methyltransferase activity. Lineage: Eukaryota; Rhodophyta; Bangiophyceae; Cyanidiales; Cyanidiaceae.
AUGCUCCUGAGAAGGCUUUUAUUUGCCUCUCUUUUCUGCUUCCCUCGAAGUGCUUUUGGUCAGUUCGCAGUGGAGAACGCCACAAGGCCCGGAGCGUGCUCCGUUCAGCGAAGCCUGCUACUUUGCCUGUCGCGCCGCUGUCUAGUAUGCGCCCACGCCUCACAGAACGCGCCCGAUAACAGUUUUGAUCUGAAAGGUAUGGUUCCCAAUGUAGGAGACUCUGGAUCAGAUCGCGCAAAGCGCCCGAGAGUGCGGCAGCACGUGAACCCUUUAUCGGAACACCUGCGAACUUUGGUAGAGCUUCCACCGGAAUGGCCGGUCGGAGUGUAUAACGAUCGUCGGGCACCGUUGCAUAUUGAUAUUGGUUGUGCGACCGGAACUUUUCUGCUUGAGUUAUCGCAGGAAGAUCCAAGCUACAACUAUGUCGGAUUGGAGAUUCGUCGUCCACUCGUAGAGUUCGCCAAUAUACGCGCAGAGCGCGCACACGUGGCCGACAGGGUCUUUUUCGUGUGCUGUAAUGCGAACGCUGCCAUGGAAAAAAUUAUAUCGACAUAUACAUUGGGCAUGGUGCGCCGAAUUUCGCUGAACUUUCCGGAUCCUUAUUUUAAGCGACGUCAGCACAAAAGACGCGUGGUGCAGCCUGAGCUGGUGCACUGCUUGUCGGAAGGCCUGGCCCCUGGCGCAGAAGUGGUGUGCCAAACCGAUGUAGCAGAGGUCCACGAGUAUAUCAGAGAGGUUUUCGUCAGCAGCGGAAAGUUCACCGCCGAAAACCUGAGCGAUUCUCCGUAUCCCGUGCGGAGCGAGCGUGAGAUGCGCUGCAUUUUGAACGGUCGACAGAUUUUUCGGAUUCGAUUCGUUCGGUGCUGA